GCUUUCAAAUUUUAAAAAUAGUAUACAAACUGAUCUGCAACAUCAUCAAGCAUUAUAUAUGAGAGUGCGGCUUCCCUUUCCUAUCCUCUCAUGGCUGCCUUUCUUAUUCUCUAGUCACUCAACUCUCUUCAGCACAUAUUAUCCACACACCCUCUUCCAAAAAUGGAGACUCAUUUCAUCAACUUGGCCAUUUUUUUACGUGCAACUCUGCCCUUUCUUUACACACUCACUAUAUUACUCUUCUCAACCACCGCCACCGCAACCAUAUCGGAGAUUUCCAGAGGCUUCAAGGCCACACCCAACUCCUCAACCGAAACCUUCCAACCUCUCCUCUACGAUUCCUCCGGCAACUUCUCCCUCGGUUUCCUCCGAGUGAACAAAACUCAGCUCGCUCUCGCCGUCCUUCACGUCCCGUCAUCCGAACCAUUCUGGCUCGCCAAUCCGGCCCAACUCGCCCGGUGGUCUGACCGCACCCACCUCACUUUCAACGGCAGCCUCGUGCUUUCCGAUCCUAACACCAAGUUUUACUGGUCAACUCACACUGAUGCAGAUCAUGUUGUACUCCUCAACAAUUCCAACUUGGUAACAAAGAGUGCAAACCAGACCGAACUCCCAGCAUGGCAGAGUUUCGACUCUCCUACAGAUACCCUAGUCGAAAACCAAAACUUCACAUCAACAAUGGUUCUGAUUUCCACCAACCGGCUCUACUCGAUGAAGUUAGGGGCCGACUUCAUCGGCCUCUACGCGAAUUUCAACAAAGGCUCCAACCAGAUUUAUCUCCGACACAAAGCCAUGGAAGCCAAAACAGAGAUAGUCGAGAAUCAAGCCCCAAUUUACGCGCAGAUAAACCCGGAUCGGUACCUCGGUAUGUACCAAACCGGUAACCCUUUACCCGCCGACGUUCAAAAGUUCAACAGCUUUCAGACCCCUGUCACCGGCUUCCUCCGUGUCCGGCUAGAGCCCGACGGGAACUUGAUCGGGUACUUCUGGGACGGGUCGACAUGGGUUUUGGACUAUCAGGCGAUUUCUCAAACCUGCGAGCUUCCUAGCGCGUGCGGCUCUUACGGGUUGUGUAACGCGAGAAAUGGCUGCUCGUGUUUGGAUAACCGGACGGAGUUUGCCUCCGGCGAAUGUUUCACGGCCCAGUCCGGUGACUUCUGCAGCGACGGAGUGCCGAGGAAUAACUUUUGGGUUUUAAGGAGGAACGGGGUUGAACCGCCGUACAAGGAGUUGAUGAGGUACGAUACGACGUCGUCAUUAGGGCAGUGCGAGAAGCUUUGUGAAAGGAACUGUAGUUGUUGGGGCGCGGUUUUCAAUAACGCAUCCGGGUUCUGUUACAUGAUGGACUACCCGAUCCAGACCCUAGUGAGUGUGGGGGAUGAGACCAAGAUGGGUUAUUUUAAGGUGCGGGAGGGUGCUGGGAGGAAGAAAAUGAAUGUGGGUGUUGGAGCUGGGAUUGGCGUGAUGUGUGGGGUGGUUUUGAUUUUGGUAGGGAUUGUUGGUGCUUGGAGGUUUAGGGUUUGGAAGAGGAAGCGAGGAGGAGAGGUCAAAAGCCGGUUCAUGGAUCUAAACGGCGGCGUUUCGCCCGGCCCGUAUAAGGAUCUCGGAUCGGCAAGCUUUAGGUCAAUUGAGAUGGGGACAACAUAGUGACGCAUAGAGUGACAUUUUUUGGUUUGGAACUAAUAGUGUUAAUCACUAACUUAUUUGAUUAGUGGUAGUGGGUUCGGGCUAAUCUUGGGUAUAUUGUAUGAUAAUACAUGAUUACUGGACCCUCAAACCUAAUAGCUAAUCUCAUUGAUAAUGUUCGCAACACAGUUGUAUGUAUAUUAGUGCUCUUCACAUGUCACAUUGAGACCUCAUAUCAAUGAGAGUUGUACAGUUUUAAAAAUA
Molecule: messenger RNA, 1890 nt
Organism: Argentina anserina (silverweed cinquefoil)
Lineage: Eukaryota; Viridiplantae; Streptophyta; Magnoliopsida; Rosales; Rosaceae
Product: PAN domain-containing protein At5g03700
Exons: 1
Coding region: 163-1647 (494 amino acids)
Biological process (GO): recognition of pollen
Source: RefSeq, a predicted model, not a curated record